AUGGCGACCAAGAAAGGGCCCGUGUGGUUCAUCACGGCGGCCUCGAGCGGCUUCGGACGUGAAAUGGCCGCCUACGCUCUUCAGCAGGGCCACACCGUCAUCGCCACCGCUCGCAAGACGGAGCGCAUCAAGGACCUCGCCGAUGCGGGCGCCCACCUCGUCGCCUUCGACGUGACCUCGCCGCUCGAGAGCAUCGAGGGGACGGCCAAGACCGUCUUCGACAAGUUCGGUCGUGUCGACUACCUCGUCAACGCCGCCGGCUUCAUCCUCGAGGGCGCCGUCGAAGAGGUGGCCCCCAAGGAGGUCUACGACUGCUUCAACACCAACGUCUUCGGCACCAUGAACACCAUCCGCGCCUUCCUGCCCUUCAUGCGGGCGCAACCCCUUGCCGACGACGGCUUCCGUGGUACCGUCGUCACCUUCGGCAGCGCCGGCAGCUGGAUCGGAGGCGCCGACUACUCCGUCUACGCCAUGACCAAGGCUUGCGUCUCCUCCCUCGCCGAGUCGCUCCAGUCCGAGCUGUCGCCCUUCAAGAUCCGCGCCACCGUCGUCGAGCCGGGCUACUUCCGUACCUCCUUCCUCAACCCAGGCGUCGUGGUCCACGGUCAGAAGCGGAUUCCGGCCUACGAGGAUGAGUCGACGCCCUCGGGCCAAACCCGCAAGGCCCUCGCCGUCACCGAUGGAAAGCAGGCCGGGGACGUCAAGAAGGGCUGCAAGGUCAUCGUCGACAUGUUGACCGGCACCGGCCCCGCCGCGGGUAAGACGCUGCCGGUGCGCAUUGUGCUCGGCAAAGACUGCGAAAAGGUGAUUCGUGACAAGUUCUCCAGCACUGUUGCGAUCCUGGACGAGUGGAAGGACCUUUUGCGAAGCACUGAUCAUGACUGA
Molecule: messenger RNA, 885 nt
Organism: Drechmeria coniospora
Lineage: Eukaryota; Fungi; Ascomycota; Sordariomycetes; Hypocreales; Ophiocordycipitaceae
Exons: 1
Coding region: 1-885 (294 amino acids)
Source: RefSeq, a predicted model, not a curated record